UGUACCCUUCAUUCAAACCUCUUAUCAAUCUCAAUAUCCAUCCAUACCCCCACAUUGAAUAACAUAAACUACUGACAAUGGUGGUGGUGUCAAAACCAGCAAUUGAACAGUUCUCUUCUUACCUGAAAAACAACAAACCAACCACAUUGUUCACUCAAAUCCCACUUGUAGACCUCUCAAAACCUGAUUCAAAACACCAAAUAAUCAAAGCUUGUGAAGAGUUUGGGUUCUUCAAGGUGAUCAACCAUGGGGUUCCAAUGGAAUCCAUUUCCGUGUUGGAAUCCGAAGCUACCAAGUUCUUCAGUUUACCACUUUGUGAGAAACAAAAAACAGGACAAACUCAACCUUAUGGCUAUGGUCAUAAAAGGAUUGGUACACAAGGUGAUGUUGGUUGGGUUGAGUAUCUUCUUUUGACUACUAAUCAAGACCCCAGUCUCCAUAGCUUCCAAACUUUGAGGGUGGCUUUGAAUAAUUAUAUGAAAUCAGUAAAGAAAAUGGCGUGUGAGAUACUUGAAAUGAUGGCUGAUGGGUUGAAGAUACAACCCAGGAAUGUGUUGAGCAAGCUGUUGAUGGAUGAAGAGAGUGACUCUGUUUUCAGGGUGAAUCAUUACCCACCAUGCCCUAAUGUUCAACCUUUGAGUGGUAAUGGCAAUGGCAAUGGGGAUGUGAUUGGAUUUGGUGAACACACUGAUCCACAAAUUAUCUCAGUGUUGAGAUCUAACAACACUUCUGGUCUUCAAAUCUCUCUAAGAGAAGGAAGCUGGAUUUCAGUGCCACCUGACCAAACCUCAUUCUUCAUCAAUGUUGGUGACUCCUUACAGGUAAUGACCAAUGGAAGGUUUAAAAGUGUAAAACAUAGGGUAGUGACCAACAGUGUGAAAUCAAGGCUAUCAAUGAUUUAUUUUGGUGGACCACCAUUGAGUGAGAAAAUAGCACCUUUGCCAUCUUUGAUGAGAGGUGAUCAACAAAGCUUAUAUAAAGAAUUUACUUGGUUCGAGUACAAGAAAUCUGCUUAUAAUUCCAGAUUGACAGAUAAUAGGCUCAUUCACUUUGAAAAAAUUGCUGCUUCUUAAUCUCUUUUUUUUUUUUUCACUUUUGAGUAGAUUUUUUUUAUACUUCAAAUAAAAAAUAGGAUUAGGAAAAAGUUUGUAGUAUCAAAAAGGCUUGUGUGAUCUUUAGGUAGCUCUUUUCCUUUGUACUUUUUUUUUUCUUAAUUUUGUUUCAACUCAAUGUAACUAUCCUUCUUGUUAAUAUAGUACAAAUUUUCAUCC
Messenger RNA from Gossypium arboreum, 1271 nucleotides. Its product is annotated as gibberellin 2-beta-dioxygenase 1-like. The record is from RefSeq and is a predicted model, not a curated record. The transcript has 3 exons. Gene Ontology annotation, biological process: response to light stimulus; gibberellin catabolic process. NCBI's taxonomy places the organism in Eukaryota, Viridiplantae, Streptophyta, Magnoliopsida, Malvales, Malvaceae. The coding region runs from base 78 to 1073 and encodes 331 amino acids.